UUUUAGUAGAAGUAUUUUUUAAAUGUAUUUUGUUUAAUUUUUCUUAAUUUAAGUAAACUAGGUUUUUAUGUGUAUUUUUGCUCGAAAUUCUGCUUUUGUUGUUCUUCUUCAUCUUCUUAGUAACACGAUUUUUGUUGAGCAUAAUUUUGUUUUUGUUGAUUUCGAGUUUAGCUGAUUUUUGUGGAUUUUGAUUUCGAAUUAAUGCCUGUUAGGAAUGCGAAUAGCUAAAAUGCGAAUUGUGUGUGUGUGUUUGUGUUUGGAGUAGUUAAUUUGAAUUUUGAGUAAUUUGAAGUGUUUUUAGUGGAUUUGUGAGUGAAUUCGGGAGAGUUUGGAGUAGUUAAUUCGAAUUUUGAGUAAUUUGAAGUGUUUUUAGUGGAUUUGUGAGUGAAUUCGGGAGAGUUUGGAGUAGUUAAUUCGAAUUUUGAGUAAUUUGAAAUGUUUUUAGUGGAUUUGUGAGUGAAUUAGUGAGAGUUUGGAGUAGUUAAUUCGAAUUUUGAGUAAUUUGAAGUGUUUUUAGUGAAUUUGUGAGUGAAUUAGUGAGAGUUUGGAGACAUAAAUUAGCUACACUGGUUCCUGCUUCCACUUGGUGUCCAACUCGAUUUGUAUUUUCCCGUGUUCCGUUUGGUGUAGGCAACAGGAAUGGUCAUCAAUCUCUUGCUAAUGAUGAUCUGGAAUUGAGACCUGACCAACAUGGUGACAUGUUUGGAGAUGGACUAACUGCCUUGGUUGCAUUGGUGUUCCUUGAUGCUGUUGUGUUUCUCUCUUACAACCUGUCUUUUCUUAUUUGUGAUUUGAAGUGGUUUCAGCUGCAUCAAAUGUCAUUAGGUUCCUACAUGAAUUAUUUGCCUUUUGCACUUAGAUAAAUUUUCUGGUGUUUGUGAUAUUGAUGCAAAGACUCUUUCCACAUCAACCGUAGAAAGAAAGAAAGAAAGAAAGAACAUAAAGUAUGAAGAAUGCUUCCUGGUUUAAGAUACUGACUUUGAUUCUAUAUGUCCGAUUUUUGGUGUUGAGCAGAUUGCUUAAGCGACUAACCCAGGAACAAACAUCUGGGGUGGAUUUGUGAUAGAUUGCUUCUGAUCAUGCUAAAUCGACAUCUACAUGACUUUCUUGACUGUUGAAAAGUGUACUUCUAGUCUGACAUAUGUGCAUGGUUAAUUUGACUCUGUACUGGAUUUUGCUUCAAAAUUUCUGAAUUAGGCCUGUUUUGAACUUGAAUCAAGGUAGCCAGAAUUCGAGGAUUUGGAUACCUUAGUUUGAUCUGAUUUUCACUGCCCUGACCUGACUUGAAUUGAUUUUUUUAUUCGUAAACAAAUUGGUUGUCAAAAGACAUAAAUAUGAAUAUGACCUGAACUUGUUCUAAACCAAACCAAAAUAAACUGAAUCUUUUUGGAGGGGUGUUGGACUAUGUUAUUUUUGAAGUUUUGUUUUAAAAAAAGGUCACUAUGCCAUAAAAAGAGGCAACUACUUUGGUUUCUUUUGUUUAUCUUUUUGUAUGUCUUGUUACAGGGUGCAACAAGGAUUUUCAUUCGAUUUGGAUUAGAUUUUAUAACUAUGGUGAGAACUAGAGGUGGUGCUACUUUUAAAAAAAGGAGAGGCCUUCGUAGCUCAACAGGAGGAGUUAAAUUGAAAGAUACAGGAGCAUGUAUCAAUCUCGAUCAUGAAGAUGAAGAGCAUAUUGAUGGUGGAAGCAAAAUGAUCGAUGAUGAUACUAACAGAGAUAAAGAUGCUUGUAUUGAAAAAGGAUUGAAAAAGAAAGCUAUCACUAAGAAAAAGAAACCUUCUAACAUUGAGAAUGCUAUACCUUUGUCAACUGUGAUGGAAGGAAAGAAGGGGAAUAAGUCUUCUUCUUCACAUGCUAUUGUUUUGCCAGCUAAGAAGAGAAAGUUGGAUGAAAAUGAAGGUCUUAAAGUGAAGAAAGUGAAGGCAAAUAAGGAUAAGAACAUUGUGAUUCAUAGGCAAGAAUCUGCAAUCAUAGAUAGUGAUGUACAUAUGGUGCAACGAGGAUUUAAAACACGUUGCAGGCCAUUUCAUUUAGUAGAGAUGAUUAAAACUUUUUCAGAUGAUCAAAUCAAGGCUGUUAAAGAAAUUGGCUUUGGAGGUUUGUUAUCUUUGAAGGUGAAACGAACUGCAACUGAUAUGCUAUCAUGGUUGGUAGAUUGUUUUGAUCAUGGUAGCUGCAUGUUUACUAUUGAUGGUAAAAAAGAUUUUGUUGUGACUGAAUUUGAUGUGUAUGAUGUUUUUUGCCUUCCUUGCAAAACAUCUAAGAAAGUUGAAGAAAUUUCUCGUUGUGCUAAUGUCAUCAACCCUGAUUAUGAUUUAAAGGUUAAAUGGAGGUCUCAUUUUGGUCUUAUGGGUGAGAAUGAUCAGAUUCCUUUGGGUUUUUUGGAAUCUAAGAUCCCUUUACUAGUAGAUGGUGGGGAAGAAUUCAGACAGCUUUUUAUCAUGCAUGCUUUUUCAAGUUUUUUAGCACCUACGUCCAACAGAACUGUGGAUUUGAGAAUUGUAAAAUGUUUGGUUGAUGUUAAUCAAAUAAGAAUUUAUAAUUGGUCAAAAUAUGUCUUAGAUAGACUUUGUGAAGCUGUGAAGAGCUACAAAGAAGGAAAUAUAGAAUGGUUUUGUGGUUGUGUUUUGAUGUUAGAGAUUAUCUAUUUUCAUCGAUUGAGGUUUAGGAAUGUUGUGUUAAAUUCUACAAUACCUUUAAUUCAACAUUGGACUGAUGUGGAUAUAAGAGAUAGAAUUAGAAAUGAAAAGUUGUCCAAGGGUUUUGGGUGUGGAAUUCUUGAGUUUGAUACAUAUCCAGUGAGUGAGAAGUUGCAAUUUGAGGAUGGACAAGUUGUUUGUAAUCAAUUCAAGGAAGCUCCUGUGAAUCAAACUUCUGGAAAAGAAUCUGUUGUUUAUGAAGGUGUCCGUAGCAAUGUUAAGGGUGUUAUUCAGUUUGAGCUACCUGCCAGUUCAAUGUCUAAUGAGGAAAUCCGUUCAAUUGCUAUUGAUGUAAGUAUUUUACCCUUUAAUUCUGUCUGUCUGUUUAGUUUUUUCUUUUUUUUUUUUUUUUUUUUUUUUUUGUCACAAAUUAUUUUAUUAAAAUCUAAGUGCUACAUUUUUUUUUCACAGGAAGUUUAUGAGAAGUUUUUGCUCAUGAAAAGAGAUUUAGAAGUGGUAUCUAACUUCUACAUGAAUGAGUUGAAAGUGUUAUUUCAGACUCGUAAAUCUAAUGAUGCUUCAACUUCGACACCUCCAAUGUCCCAAACUGAUUUAUUCUUUAUGAAUCCUCGUGUUCAUGAAAUUGUUGAUGAGAUUGUGUCUCUUGUAAAUUGGGUAAGCAAAGUGCCUAAUGGUUUGGAUGAUGAUGAUAUUGAUGAUAAUGGUGCACCUGCAAAAGAGAUUAAUGUUGUAGUUGGUGAGGUUCCAAGGAUAGGUUUUGAGCAUGUUUUGAGUAAUGGAAAAUCUAAAUGCUCCCUUGCUAUGGAUGUUAGUCUCUUUGGUGAUAAAGUUACAUAUGUAACUGAAUAUAUGAAGUCAAGUAAUAAGGAUAUGAAGGUUUUGGAUGCAGUUGUCCAGGAACUUGUUGACUACUGCAUUAGUGAUUAUCAUGGUUUCGAUCUCAAUGAGGUGUUGGUAUCUUUUGGCAAACCAUUUGAGAUUACAAGGAAUGAAUUCCUUUCAUUAGGUGCACCGGCUAUUGCUAUAUCUUCUGUUAUUAUUGAUUGUUGGGCUAUGUUGCUUAAUGAAAACCAGAAGAGUAGUGCACAUGGACCUCAAAAACUAUAUUUUGGUGUUUCUCAAAGUGUAAGUAUCUUUCGGCUAUUUAGUUACUACAUCAUUAUAAUGGUAGUUGUUCAUUAUAAAAAAUUCAUAAAUUAAUUUCACUAUGUAUUGAAAACAGUCACUAUGAUUCAUAAAUUAAUUUCACUAUGCAAUGAAAACAGUCACUAUGUAAUGCAAGUAAUUACAUUUAAGAAAAAUAACUCUACCUUCUAAUUUUUUUAAUAUUUAUUAAUGUUUGUUCUUUUUUAGGCUUUUUUUACUGAAAGUUGCAAACACAGAUAGUAACACACAAGACAUUGACAAGCUAUUUGACAUUUGGUCAAGAUGGUUGUUCAUUCCUUGCAAUGAUUUUGAUAUUGCAAAUGUUGAGUUGAUAUUUGUUCCUAUACUCUUGAAUGAGCACUUUUUCCUAAUUGUUGUGAAUUUGAAGGAAGAAAAGCUUCAGUUCAUAGAUAAUAUGAGUUAUGAUACAAAGUACAUGAGUGAGGUUGAGAAGUUCUCUGAUGUUCUGAGUGAUAUGCUGAGUACUUUUCUUGAUCAACGCCUUCCUCAAAGUAAUGACUCAGUGAAGAACAUGAUUGAGUAUACUUUGGAGUCACCUUCUGUAAAUUGGAAGUCUGGAAAACAGAAGAAUAAUGAUAGUGGCAUUUAUACUAUGGUCAGCAUGCUUUACUUUGAUGGAGCUGAUGUGUUCGACUGCAAUGUUUUGAAAACGGUUAUCUCGUCUCAUUUUUUUUAUUUGGCUUUCAAUUUUUAUUAUAUUAACUAUUUCCUCCAUGGAAUUUAACUAGCUUUUUUAUUCUAAUUUUUGCUUAAAUUUAGGUUUCAACUAGACGGACAUUGAGAGCUCAGAUUGCUGCUACUCUGGUAUUAUCUGAUAUGAACAUUGUCAGAGAUGAAGUUCUUGAAAAGCUAUCUGAAUUCAGAUUAAUAAGGAGUCAAGUUGCAAAAGAUGUUUUUGAUGGGAUUAAGAAGAAAACAAAGCAAGGUAAAAAGGAAAAGAAAGUAUAGGCAGACUAACGAAUAUGUGGAUGAAGUUUUUUGCUCGGAAGUAUUUGUAUUUUGCACAGAAGUAGGAAAUCUAAUGUAAUGAUGUAGUUUGCAUCAACAAAUGGAUAAUCUGACAAAAUUGUAUAAGUGUUAAUAUAGAACAAUAUGAUAUGAUUCCAGUUCAUACAAAGCUUUUGAAUUGGUGGUAUUGGUAGUUCUUUUGAUAUGUAAUCUUUAAUUGACAUUCAAGAAAGUUUAGUGAAAUAUAUAUUAGUUAUAAAUUUGGCGCCUAUGUUAUAAAAAAAUGGUACCUAUGUUAUUUAAAAAGGUUUCUAUAUGAUAAGGUCACUAUGUAUUUAAAAAGGUAUCUAUGUUAUUUAAAAGGUUUCUAUAUUAUAAGGUCACUAUGUAUUUAAAAUGUUAUUAGUUCAAUGUGUUAGGUAAAAGUGUCGUAUUUAUAUUAAUCUAUUCUUAAGCUAUUCAUUUAGUAUAUCAAUUAAAAGAACGAGCCCCUCCUUCCCUAACUUUGUAUUGGCUUAAUCGAUGUGGAUUAGAAGAAUUGUUAAAAUGUGAGUAUUUUUUAUACGGUUGUUAUAUCAUAAUAAAGGUCAUUAUAUCACUAAAAAGGUUAUCACGGAAUAAGGUGUCAAUACGAUGAAAAAAAGUCACUAUGACGUUAAAAACACAUACUAUAAUAUAAAUUGAAGUUAUCAUAUGCCAAUAUGUCACUACAUCAAAAUAACAAUAUAAAGGUCAAUAAAAAGUUUAACAAUAAAAGGUCACCCUAUCAAUAAAAUUUGAGCAAUAAAAGGUCCCUGUUUAAUAUAUGUGAAACAAUAACAAUCACUAUAUCAAUAAAAAGGGCACUAUAGCACUAUGUUCUUUCUUUCCUCUCAUCUCCUCUAUUUCAGCACUAGGCUGUCAGUAGCCGAUGUUGCUUCUUGUAAAUAUGAAGUGGUUUUGCA
Messenger RNA from Chenopodium quinoa (quinoa), 5720 nucleotides. RefSeq lists its product as uncharacterized. The record is from RefSeq and is a predicted model, not a curated record. NCBI's taxonomy places the organism in Eukaryota, Viridiplantae, Streptophyta, Magnoliopsida, Caryophyllales, Amaranthaceae. Bases 1405 to 3861 code for a protein of 818 amino acids. The transcript is spliced from 6 exons.